ACGUCAGAUCACACAGCAUUACAGCUGAACAGCUUGUGGGGUAUGCUGUCAGGAAGGCUAUCUUUAGGAUCUGUUUUAAGCCUUCACCGAAGCCUGACCGAAGCGGACCCUGACACCCCGGAACAACUCAAAUAAAAAUGUCUGCCUUGGGUCCAACUGUCAGUGACAGACCAGUACUGCAUCGACGUGAUUUUGAAGAAUUGGAGAACCGCCGGAGAAGAUUUCACUCACAUCAUGCGGUGAAGCGCGAUGUAGAGCCAGCUAGGCAGGAUGCGCUCAGGGAGGGCCCGUCUGGAUCGGGCCCGCAGCCGCCCCCGGUGGACGACUGCGAGAAGCUGGGGACUCUGUUCGGCGAGCUGAACAAGUGCCUCCGGGGCGUCGGCUUCACGCAGGUGUACUUCGGGGAGAAGAUCGUGGAGCCGGUCGUCGUGGUGUUCUUCUGGGUGAUGCUGUGGUUCCUGGGAAUCCAGGCACUGGGACUGGUCGGCGCGCUCUGCAUCGUCAUCAUCUACAUUCAGAAGUAAUGUUCGGAGGCGAACGGCCGACACUUCGGGGGAAAGGCGUUCUCUCGGGACGGAGGACCGGGGGGGGGGGGGGGAAAGGGGGGGCGCUCUGUCUGUGGAAUGCCGGCUUCCGUUGUGCGUUUCGGGGCUCCGGUGUCGCAGUCUUCAGGGAAGUGCAUAUCAGGCAGGCGUGACGUGGUGAUGACGGAGCGACGGAUGGGCGGAGCUGCCACCGAUUUGAACCUGAACCAUUGUUUUUCGGUGGAUGGCAAUGUCUUUUAAUCGGUUCGUUCAAAAAAAGCAAAUAAUUGACAGCCGACUGCUGUACAUAUUUGGUCGACCCAUGGAACUUCAGUCUCACGUCAACAGUGUGAAGUGCCAAGCUGAAUGUUAUUUAUAAUAAAAUAUAUAUGAGCGUUGGGUUUUGGUAGCUGGAGAGUAAUUUAUUUAAAUGAUUCAAAUGGAAAAAAUCAUAUAUAUAUAUAUAUCACAUUUGGAAGAUGGAAUUCAUAUUUGUAAGUAGCAUGGAUUGUUCUAUCAUUAAAUUGCACUUUGCAGUAGCAGGGCUGCUUUUACACUAAGUAUCAAACCCCUUCGGCACGACCCUGCUUGUAUGAAGAUGUUUAAAUUUUAAGUUUUGGGAGACUUAGUUAUCAUGCUGAAACUGCCGUGGCAAUGGAAAAUCCUGGCAGGUCCUCUCUCUUGGUUGAAGGUAACAAGGUUUUAUCGUGGGGGGUGUUGUGCGAGAGUCUGCCUACUAGUACCAACCCUCUGGCCAGGGAGCAGUCUAACACAGGGGGCGGGGAAAGAGGUGGUGGAGCCUUAGUUCCAGACGUAUGGUUGUAGGUGUUUGUGUCUCCGAGGCCUAGCCCCCCCUAAAAUAGUUCUGGGGGGGGGGGGGGGGGGGGGGUAUGGUCCCAAAAAAAAGUGGGGGAAAAUUUUGUUUGUGGCCAAAAAAGUAUAAAACUGUCAUGACUUUAAACGUAAGUCCAUGUCAUUAGAAUAUUUAAUGGGGCUAUUACUGAAUUAGGCACCCCUCCCCAAAAAAAGGGGGUAAAAGCUAAGGGAGCUAGAAGAGGGCUUGUCCUUGCGCAUAGUUGCGCAGAAUGGAGACACGAGCAUGUUUAGGCUAUCCGUUUUAUAUCAUAUUAUUAAUCUAUGCUUUGUACACGCAAUUCAUAUCUCUAGAUCCACAUCAUCGGUUUCACAUGGUAGGCCCUUUCUUGUUGUGUAAUGGAGGGGGGAAAAAACUGUGGUUAGCUAGAUUAGUGAGAGCGGAUAGGAUAUGAAAGCUCUAAUGACACAGAACGAAAUCAAAACCACAAUGAGGGGUAAUGGCAGCCUUCUCUGAUAAAUGUUUGUCCUUCAGCAGACAAUAGCUGAAGAUGUACAUGAAGGUUUCUAUAAUCAGCAGAGCAUGCCUUGUUAUAAACCUUCUGCAUGCCGUGAAGCGGAAAUGUUUUCAGAGCGAACUGGUUUUCGUAUGGGAAUGAGAAACUAUUUCAGAUAUUUACCAGAAAUAGAGACGCUCAGCCUGACCGUUUCUCACUCGCAAUGGAGGUGACGGUGCACACUGCUAUUUGUAGCUUUUGUGGUUGGGGCAGGAGCGUAAACACAUCCUUUGUUAUACAUCUGCUGGCUUAGCGCUUUUCUUUAGAAGUCAACAUUUGAAUCGCACCUUGUUAAACCCGUCACAGUGACCCGAAAACGAGGCUAGCUUUUAGGCGCUCCACACCUCAUCCCUGGUAUGCGAAAGGAGGGCGUGUCAAGAGUUUAGGCUGCUGUAUCUGCCCAAGUUUAAUCUGGCGUUAAUGUUUAACUGCUCUUCGAGCGCCCGCUCUUCGGUCGGACCCGAGGCAGACUUCUGACUUUCGUUCUAAUCCCCCCCCCCCCGUAUAUAUACGCACCGAGACCGAGACACUCCCCCUUCGCAGAGCGAUGUCAUAUCUUAUCGUGUUUUAUGGUGUUCGGGUUUUUAGCGUGUCUGUUUCCAGACCCGGAAUGUGAGCGAGCAAAGGAACGCCUCGGGGCGGUGUUCACCGCUGUACCCCCCCCCGGGGUGUCAGGGGACACCCGGCCGUUUGUUAUUCAGCACGCGAUUGAUAAGUUACAGCGGUUUAUUCCAGCUAACUCACCUCGCCCUGGCUACGUGGGUCUGUUCUUGUUGCUGACUUUGAGGCACGAAGAAAUGCCAGCUAGGGCCCGGGGCUCUCAAACAGGAUGGGAUGAACACCUCUGAGCUAGCACACAGGAAGGCAGUCAAAAUAGCCAGUGUUCUCCCCGUACAGAAAUAAAUCCACUUUCCCAGUACAGGCCAUGGCUGCUAUAUCGUGGCUGUUAUAUGCCAUGUUGCUGCGGAAGAACGCGCUGUGGAUAUGUACGUAUAAAGUGAACAGGCUGUGUGGGGCUUGGAGGUGGAAGUGUAGUAAGCAGUGGACAAUCCACAGUUGAGGCCAAAGUGUCUUCGUGGUGGGGCAGCCGUACCCGAUCCACGUCACACAGCAACGGGACGGUUUGUGUUGGCCGGGGGGGGGGGGGCAACUGUGAGCCAGUAAUCGGCAGCAAGAUCAGAGGUUGUAUUCACUUUCAGCUCCUGCAUCUCUUCCACCCUCUAACUCCUAUAUCCCCCAGCUGUGCCCAUAAAAAUGGGACCAGACAGACUUGUCAUAUGGCCCCAUCGGUGGCAAGUUGUAGCUAAGCUGCUUCGCUCUCUCACAUGACCACUUAGGAACCGAUGGGCCAGUUUUUAUAAGCCAGGGGUGGGAAAUUCUGGUAGGUCAGCAAGUCAUAAGUUGGCAGGUUGCAGCAGUUUUGAGAUUUAAAAAAUGGCAGUUAGGAAGUUUAAGGUUUAGAAUACAGAGCUUCCCCCCUGGUCUAUACAGGUUAUCUGAGGUUAUUUUGUGGCUCAGCCUUUCAUGUAUGUAAGUAUGUAAAUGUGGUGGCAUAGGAAGUGUGCAAAACUCCAGACGGUUAAGAGCCAAAAUGGCUGACUUCCCCUAUUCUCUGAGGUCCAUAAGAGCUUUGCCUGAAACAAGGAACAGAGUACGCAGUCUGCUUCCAAAGUGUGUGAAAAUGCAUGGCUCAAGGUAAAAACCUCAUAUGGAAACUUUAAUAAAAAAACUUUAAUAGUUCACUUUGGUUUCACCCUAAACCUGGAUUCAGUCACUUGUUCUCAACAUUGGCUUCAAACAUUGGGAUUGCAUUUUUUUUACUUCAUGUCACUCAAACCGUGCGAUUUAAAAAAAAAAAAAAUAGAAAAAACAUUACAUUUAAAUUUAAGCAUAAGUCAAUGUUAAGUUACGUUUUGACUAAAUACAGCCCAAACUAAACUGAUUUUGAGGGCAUAUUUCAUUGUGCAAGAAAGCCUUGUUGGCCAAAGCAUUCCAUGGACUGUUCUAAUCUCCUUCGGGUUCACGUCACCAUAUCAGAGAAUCUUUCAAAUGUAAACUGUCCUGUCUCCAUGCUGCAUUUUUUGUCAUCUGGUUUUGUUUGAAGAAGAAAUAAUUUGAUUGGAAAUGGAUCCUGUUUUAACAUUUUAUAUUGCAAAUGACUUUGAAAAAAAAUACUGUAUCCAUAUCUGCACAAAUUAAAGAAUAGUUAAAUAAAGGUUAUGUUUUUAAGAAAUA
Anguilla anguilla (European eel) is the source of this 4129-nucleotide messenger RNA. It is a transcript of the gene fam241a, whose product is annotated as family with sequence similarity 241 member A. Gene Ontology annotation, cellular component: intracellular membrane-bounded organelle. The transcript is spliced from 2 exons. The coding region runs from base 138 to 524 and encodes 128 amino acids. Lineage: Eukaryota; Metazoa; Chordata; Actinopteri; Anguilliformes; Anguillidae. The record is from RefSeq and is a predicted model, not a curated record.